GAUUUGAUCCCACCUUUGCCUCAGUCUGGUUGGUGGACGAGCCGUGCGCCGGUCACGUGUGAAGAGCACAGCCCCGUGUUGAUUUGGAGAAAGACAUCGCAAAGCGGCUCACUUCUUCAUUUCGGACAGUCACUGGGCUCUGAGAAACGGAACACCACUCUACGGUCCUGUGCCAAGCAAAGCAUUUGCGACGUGAUACACUUGCUGCUGGCCGAUAUUGAGAAUGAAGCACCGGUACAUUUCCUAUCUUUCCGACCCUCGCUGCGAGGAGUCCUCAUAUUUUUCCUGUGCUUGAUCGGUGGAGCCUGCCUACUGCUGUCCAUCAUUAAUGAUUUCAACAUGGGGUUCUUUCUGGGUGCGGCCGCUGCGUUCAUUGCUCUUGCUAUCCAUGACAAACUGAGCGGCGCGUGA
Messenger RNA from Clonostachys rhizophaga, 411 nucleotides. NCBI's taxonomy places the organism in Eukaryota, Fungi, Ascomycota, Sordariomycetes, Hypocreales, Bionectriaceae. The record is from the annotation of a GenBank genome assembly.